GCGUGUGUGUGUUCAAGGGCGGAUCCUGUGCGGCUCAGUUGUUCACUUUCCCGCGGCCACCUCGCGUGCUCUUCAGGUGCAAUGAUUGCCCCUCCAUCUACCACUGAGACCCUACCCGAGAUACUGCAGAACAUCUCGGAUACGGUCUCGCCGCUGGACAAAAUGUUGCUGGAGCGCAAGGAGGAGUGCUGGCUGAUGCUGAACAAGACGUUCGUGGCAACUUCCGUCAGCACCACAGCUCCAGGUCUCUUCUGCCCCGGAACAUUCGACGGCUGGUCAUGUUGGCCAGAGACGCCAGCUGGAUCUUCCGCGCAUGCGCCCUGUCCAGAAUUUAUUACAGGAUUUGAUCCCAACCGCAUGGCGCAUAAAGAAUGCCUAGAAAAUGGAACCUGGUUCCGACAUCCCUCUUCCGGUCAAGUGUGGUCAAAUUACACUACAUGUGUAAACAUUGACGACCUUAAUUGGCGGCAACAGGUGAACCGAAUUUAUGAAACGGGCUACUCGGUGUCCCUGGUGGCACUUCUUAUGUCUCUAGGAAUCCUCUUCUAUUUCAAGUCCUUGCGAUGCGCGAGGACCACUCUGCACAUGAAUCUCUUCGCGUCAUUUGCAAUCAACAAUGCCCUGUGGCUGUUGUGGUACCGCAUAGUUGUCAAUCAGCCUGAAGUCAUCGUAGAAAAUGGGGAGGGUUGCAAGGUCCUUCAUGUGAUUCUGCAUUACUUUCUGCUGACCAACUAUGCGUGGAUGCUGUGUGAAGGGUUUUAUCUUCACACGCUGCUGGUUGCUGCCUUUAUCUCAGAGUCGCGACUCGUGAAGUGGCUCUACGGCCUUGGUUGGGCAAUGCCUCUGGCUCCCACUAUCAUCUACACCUCUCUGCGGGCAUCGAACCAUGACGCGAAUGACACCAAGGAGUGCUGGAUUAACGAAAGCCCAUACACUAUAGUGCUCAUCGUUCCAGUGUGCGCUUCCAUGGUGCUGAACCUCAUCUUCCUCUGCAACAUCCUGCGGGUACUUCUCCUCAAACUGCGAGCCGGGCCCCGCGUCGGGUCCUCACGCCCGUCCAGCACCCUUUUACAGGCUCUACGGGCAACCCUGUUGUUGGUGCCACUUCUGGGGCUACAUUACCUAGUGACACCAUUCCGCCCGUCAGAAAAUCAUCCCUGGGAGGGCAUAUAUGAAGUCACAUCAGCGAUUACAGCUUCAUUCCAGGGUCUCUGUGUUGCAACGCUGUUUUGCUUCUGCAAUGGAGAGGUUGUUGCUCAAAUUAAGCGAAGAUGGCAGCAUUUAAUGUUUCGACCACGAGCCAAUUCUUGUACAGCCACCACGGUUUCGGUACGUCAGGUUAGAUUGUGAGAUCUAAUGGUGGGAAUGGAAUCUUAAUGGAUGAAGAUAAUGUGUGAUGCAACGAAGUGCUGCAUAGGGGACCAUAUUGACUGUACAUAAGUAUGUAUGGAAAACGGAAAAUUAUCCAUUGUUGUUUUGAUAAGUUUCUAAUAUUAUUACAACCUCAGAGAUGUACUUAAGCAGUCAACAGAGUAGUAGCUGCCAUGAUUACUCUAACUUAUUUCAAGACCCUUCAUUCCUGAUAAUUAGGCUUAUUUGUUUUUGCCCUUUUGGACAAUUAUUUAUAGUCAUUGUGUUAAGACACAUCUGUGAACAGAAAUUUGUUGUCUUAUGAAUGCAGUGGAUUAACACAAAAGUUAAUGUUAGAACUACAGAAAGUCUUCAUUUUUGUAAGCCAUAGAUGUAAGAAAAAGGUUUCUGUUAAAAAAACUAUUUUGAGAACUUACAUAUCAAAUCCAGCUUAAACAUAAUAAAUAAAAAAAGAGGGAAUGAAAAAUGAAAGAGUAAAUAAAAGUUAAGUGCACAAUUUCAUGUUUGAAUAUAUUUUAUUAACUUAUACUCAGCAAUUAUUAAAAUCAUACAAAACCAAAGACACAAAUUAAGGCUAAGUGUUAAUGUGAUUCAUGAAGUAUCACAUGCACAAAAGUAUGUACCACCAGUAGUCAGCCAUUCAUGCCUGGACUCCAUUGUUACUGAUCUCUAAAACUGAAAUAUAAGGUAUGCAAAAUAAAGUUUAGAAGAUUUGACAUUUCCUGUCCAAAUGAAAGAAGUUGACAUGACUGUGAUCUUUUAUCCUGUAAAAUAUGUCGUUAAAUACAUCAAGCCCUUAAGAAAACAUGUUGGCAAUUGGUUACUUUUGUAGAUUAUGUAAGCUAUAUUUGAAUAAACAGGAAACAACCACA
Messenger RNA from Cryptotermes secundus, 2243 nucleotides. Its product is annotated as calcitonin gene-related peptide type 1 receptor. The record is from RefSeq and is a predicted model, not a curated record. Gene Ontology annotation, molecular function: calcitonin receptor activity. NCBI's taxonomy places the organism in Eukaryota, Metazoa, Arthropoda, Insecta, Blattodea, Kalotermitidae. The coding region runs from base 82 to 1350 and encodes 422 amino acids. The transcript has 13 exons. Gene Ontology annotation, cellular component: plasma membrane. Gene Ontology annotation, biological process: adenylate cyclase-modulating G protein-coupled receptor signaling pathway; cell surface receptor signaling pathway.